Molecule: messenger RNA, 2828 nt
Organism: Paramacrobiotus metropolitanus
Lineage: Eukaryota; Metazoa; Tardigrada; Eutardigrada; Parachela; Macrobiotidae
Product: von Willebrand factor A domain-containing protein 5A-like
Source: RefSeq, a predicted model, not a curated record
AGGUAAUUUUGGAUGACUACGGUUCACAAAGCGGUCAUUUCUGUGUUAUGUUCAAGCAGAUUUUACGGAACCGGAAUAUGAUAACUUGAGUAUUGAGAAAGGAGCGACGCAUAUAAAAACAGCAGCCCAGUUAAUGCAGUUCAGUUAACACUACUCCCAAGUCUUCGAUUGUGACUUUUCGAUGAGAAAACUUUUGAAUCUUCUAGUAGGGUAAGGCAUUCAACAGUGAAUUUUUUGGAUUUUUAUUUUUUGCACUGAGAAUGAAAAAAUCCUGUUGUGGAUUAUUUGUUAUCGACUCCAAUGAACCAGUUCCGUUAACAGCUAUUCAUUACGAUGUGGAUGUUAAAGGAUUUGCCAGUUCCAUCACAAUCAACCAGACAUUCAAGAACGUCGAAUCAACCGAUUUGGAAUGCGUGUACGGAUUCCCAGUGAACGACCAAGCAGCUGUCACCGGCUUUACCGUGAAGAUCGACGACCGCACUUUGACCAGUCAGUUCAAGAAGAAGGACGAAGCCUUCAAGGAGUACAACGCGGCACUGCAACGCGGAGACGGCGCGUAUCUUCUGGACCAGGCGGAUCGCAGCGACGACACCUUCGUGCUGAGUGUGGGCAGACUGCCGCCCGGGAGGGAUUGCGUGGUCAGCAUCAACUACGUCUGCACACUGGACAGCGUCAGCGAGACGAAGCAGCGACUCCUCAUUCCCAUGGCGCUCUUCCCGAGAUACAAUCCCAAUCCGGAAAGCACGGUUGGGACAACGGCGCCGCCGGAGAAGUAUGCUGCAACGGUGUCGUAUAAAGCAACGCUGGAUGGCAAAAUUGAAACGCUAGAUAAAGUGAAAUCCGUGUCAUCUGUGUCGCACCCGAUUGCUGUCAGCAUUACUGGAGAGAAAUCCGUUCAGGUCACUUUCGGUCCCCAGCAGCAACCGGUUGAUCGUGACCUGGUGAUCGACAUCGAAAUCCAGAACAAUCCUCAGCACCAUGUCUCGGUCGAGGGCGUCGACGGUGAUCAGUUUGUAGGAAUGUAUUCUUUUAUUCCUCAAUUCGGACAAGAUGACCAGAAAGUGCAAAGUGAGCUAAUCUUUGUCCUGGACUGCUCCGGGUCGAUGGAAGGCGACAAGAUCGAAGAUGCGAAACGUGCGAUGCAGAUAUUCUUAAGGAGUAUUCCAGAAGGCUGUUAUUUCAACUUUUACAGAUUUGGUAGCACUUUUGAAUCGUUGUUUCUGGAAAGUAAGUUAUACGCCGAGGAUACAUUCAAAGCUGCAAAACGUUAUGCUGAUGAAACAUCUGCAAUUGGGGGCACCCAAAUCUUGCAACCGUUAAACAAGAUUUUCGCUACUCCGCCUCUUUCCGAUUUCUCCAGACAGUUAUUUGUGUUGACCGAUGGAGAAGUCAGCAACACGGAACAGGUCAUCGAUCUGGUGAAGCAAAGUGCAUCUAAUUCUAGAGUUUUCUCGUUCGGCAUCGGCGAUAGUUGCAGUCGCUCACUGGUCAACGGAAUCGCGUUGGCCGGCAACGGAAAAUCAGAGUAUUGCAAACACGGAGAAAUCCUGGAGGACAAAAUCGGCCGCCAUCUGGAACGGGCGUUGCAGCCUGCUGUUGUACAAGCCAGUGUUUUGUGGGAAGGAGUGAAGAACGUGCAACAAGUGCCGUACGUGUUACCGCCCGUAUUCCGCGGUGACCGGCAAAUUGCUUAUGCGUUCUUCGAAAUUGGAGAGACAGAUCAGACUCCCAAAGUCGUUUUGCAGCUGAAAGACAAGUUGAAGAAAGAAACAGAUUUUGCAUAUCCCAUCAGUGCUGAGAAAAAUCAAGGCAUUGCUAAAUUGGCAGCGAGAGCUUUAAUUAAACAUCUGGAAACCGCGCCUACUGGGACACCAUCAUCCAUUAGCAGUGGAUCCUUACAAAAGCGGAAAGUGGAACUGUCUGACACGAAGACAGAAGAGAUUGAUGCUGAUAACAAAAAUUUGAUUACCGACAUUUCCUUGAAAUAUGGCGUGAUGUCCAAGCAUGUUUCGCUCCUGGCGAUAGAACAACGAGAAGGUGAACGAGCCAAAGAGAUGCAACUACAAGAAAUCUCUGUACAGGUAUCAGCGCUGAGGUUCUAUCAGCCGAUGCCGCGAUGUGGCAUUCCAAGUAGUGUAGCACUGGGUGCGAUGGGAAUCAUGUCUCCGAGUACGGUACCACCACCUAAAGCUCAGCAGUCGUUAGCAGGUCGUGCGAUGUCUGGAGUUCCUGCUGCUUCAAAAAGGGCCAAAGAGAUGGUUGUUAAUAUCACAUCAAAAUUUCAUGCAAAAAAGGAUAAUAGUGUGGUGUCCGAUUACGCUGUGGUGUGUAAUGACGCGGGCAAGACGUCCGAUGAUUCGCGAGACCAAGAAGCAGAGAGGUUCAGAGCUACUAAGAAGCCGGUUUUGAAUCAGGUUUUGGAAGUGGGACGGCAGCUGGGAAUUUUCGGAUAAUUUGAAAUGUAUUCUGGGCGUCACCAAGGACGCUGCAGAAAGCAAAGCCGGGGAGAAAUUGGAUCCAGUUGUUUUGGCAACACUACUGGUAGUAGCCUAUCUGAAUGCCAAACAUGCCGGUCAAACGCAGAUUUGGCAGGCCAUUGCUAAAAAAGCGCUGACUUUUAUCCGGAAGCAGAUAUCCUCUGAUCAAGAAAACAAUAUCCUGAAGAGUUUACAAUCGCUCUUUUAAGGUGUCGACUUCAAACAAUUUUCUGCGACGUUGUAGUACUUAUAUACAGAGUAGUUCAUUCUUCUUGCAUUGCUCUCGGGACAAUUAAAAAAAACAAAUUAUAAUUUUAAUUUUACAGUUAUUCGGUUGAAUUGGUCUGAUCU